Drosophila bipectinata is the source of this 1361-nucleotide messenger RNA. Lineage: Eukaryota; Metazoa; Arthropoda; Insecta; Diptera; Drosophilidae. The record is from RefSeq and is a predicted model, not a curated record.
UAGGAUGCACAGCUACACUUGGACAAUUCUGGCCGGGCUCUUGGCCCUCAGCAGCUUGGCAGUUGGAUUGGGUAUCCAGAGACAGAGCAACGGAUACCAAGAGCAGGACACGGCAAGGGCCUUCUACUCCUACGGCUACAGCGACGACAACGCAGCCAGGGCGGAGUACUCCUCCCGAGAUGGCACCUCUAGGGGCUUCUACUCCUACGUGGAUGCGAAUGGAAAGCUGCAGACCGUGCGCUACGAGGCAAAUGGAGCUCAGGGCUUCAAGGCGGAGGCCAGCAACCAGCCCCAGGCUCCAGUGGACGAGGGAAAGGCACCUCUGCCAGUGACCGAUACAGAGGAAGUGCAGCAGGCACGUCUGGCUCAUCUGAACGCUCUGCGAGAUGCGAGGGAGGAGGCCCUAGCCGCCAGCUUGCGCGAGGAGUCUGACCGGAGGCAGCAGGAUCAAAAUAGGAACAACAACCAGGAUCAGCAAUCGGGCGAGCAGAAUUUAAACGAUGAAGAUGCUGCCAUUCUAGAGCGAGUUCGGGCUGAACUUACAGCCAUGUUGGCGGAACGUCAGCGAUUGGGAGAUCUCUCCAGGAACAGGGAUGAACAGGACGAGCGCCAGGAUCAGGCUACCAGACAGGAGCAGCGACAGGAGCAGAGGCAGGAGCAGAGACAGGAACAGAGGCAGGAUCAAAGGCAGAGUCUAAGGGAGGAUCAGCGAGAAGAUCGGCGACAGGAACAGCGACUGAAUCUGAGGGAGGAUCAGCGAGAAGAUCGACGACAGGAUCAGCGGGAAGAUCGGCGACAGGAUCAGCGCGAUGAUCGACGUCAGGAUCAGCGAGAAGAUAGGCGACAGGAUCAGCGAGAAGAUCGAAGACAGGAUCAGCGAGAAGAUCGUCGACAGGAUCAGCGGGAAGAUCGGCCACAGGGUCUGAGGCAAAACAACCGUCAAAAUGAGCGCCAAAGCCAGCGACUUGACCAAUCCCGAAACCAAGAAGCCCGGGAUGAAUUGGCCCUUAACCGGGAGGAGGCUCGCCAGAACGAUCGCCAGCUUUCCCAAUCCUCCCUUACCUCUGAUCGCACCGACGAGGAUCUGCGCCUGCGCACCAUCUACUCCCUGGCUGAUCUCAGCUCCAGCAGCUACCUGAAACUAGGUGACCUGACCAGUGCCGAGAAGUUGCUGGAAGAUCGUUUGGACAACAGUGAUCUCCGUGUGCCCAUCAGUGCCUACUAUACUCUGCUCUCGCCCAACACCAAGUACAGUGUUACCACACCCACGGAGCUGAGAACCCUUCGUCCGGUGGCUCUCAGUCGCAGUUUGUUGGUCAACAAACGCAACUGAAGGGAACUUUCGAUUGGGAAAGAUGCAU